Sorex fumeus (smoky shrew) is the source of this 1302-nucleotide messenger RNA. It is a transcript of the gene PITX2, whose product is annotated as paired like homeodomain 2. Gene Ontology annotation, biological process: regulation of transcription by RNA polymerase II; anatomical structure morphogenesis. The transcript is spliced from 3 exons. Lineage: Eukaryota; Metazoa; Chordata; Mammalia; Eulipotyphla; Soricidae. Gene Ontology annotation, molecular function: RNA polymerase II cis-regulatory region sequence-specific DNA binding; DNA-binding transcription factor activity, RNA polymerase II-specific. Gene Ontology annotation, cellular component: nucleus. The coding region runs from base 276 to 1241 and encodes 321 amino acids. The record is from RefSeq and is a predicted model, not a curated record.
AUGCUGGCGCAGCGGGGCCGCGCCGGGCCGCAGAGUAGCCGCGUCGCUGGCCGGGGCACGGGAGCUGGGGGGUGUGUGCGCGCGAGCCCGGCCGCUCCCGGGGGCAGCUGCCCGGCCCUGUCAACUCGUGACACUCGGCGGGGGCGGCCGGCUGGGGCCGUGCUCCUGGCAAGGGGGCGUCCCCAUGCCUCCGCGCGCCCGCUGACCGUCGGGGCCGGCGCCGGCGCCGCCGCCGCGGGGGGCUCGGCUCGGGGGCGCGGGGGGCGCCUUCGCCCAUGAGCUGCAUGAAAGGGCCGCUGCACCCGGAGCACCGCGCCGCCGGGACCCAGCUGUCGGCCGCCUGUCACCACCCCCCGCCGCUGCCCAUGGCCUCGGUCCUGGCGCCCGGGCCGCCCCGCGCCCUGGACGCCGCGUCCAAGCACCGGCUGGAGGUGCACACCAUCUCCGACACCUCCAGCCCCGAGGCCGCAGAGAAAGAAAAGAGCCAGCAGGGGAAGAAUGAGGACGUGGGCGCCGAAGACCCGUCCAAGAAGAAGCGGCAGCGGCGGCAACGAACUCAUUUCACCAGCCAGCAGCUGCAGGAGCUGGAGGCCACUUUCCAGCGGAACCGCUACCCGGACAUGUCCACGCGCGAAGAAAUCGCCGUGUGGACCAACCUGACGGAAGCCCGAGUCCGGGUCUGGUUCAAGAACCGCCGGGCCAAAUGGAGAAAACGGGAGCGCAACCAGCAGGCAGAGCUGUGCAAGAACGGCUUCGGGCCACAGUUCAACGGGCUCAUGCAGCCCUACGACGACAUGUACCCGGGUUACUCGUACAACAACUGGGCGGCCAAGGGCCUCACGUCGGCGUCCCUGUCCACCAAGAGCUUCCCCUUCUUCAACUCCAUGAACGUCAGCCCCCUGUCGUCCCAGGGCAUGUUCUCGCCGCCCAGCUCCAUCUCGUCCAUGAGCAUGUCGUCCAGCAUGGUGCCCUCGGCGGUGACGGGUGUCCCCGGCUCCAGCCUCAACAGCCUGAACAACUUGAACAACCUGAGCAGCCCCACGCUGAACUCCGCUGUGCCCACACCCGCCUGUCCGUAUGCGCCGCCGACGCCCCCCUACGUUUACAGGGACACGUGUAACUCGAGCCUGGCCAGCCUGAGACUGAAAGCCAAGCAACACUCCAGCUUUGGCUACGCCAGCGUGCAGAACCCGGCGUCCAACCUGAGCGCGUGCCAGUACGCCGUGGACCGGCCCGUGUGAGCCGCGGCUCCGCGCCCGCCGCCGCGCGCCCGGGGAACGGACGCAACGCACGCACAGCACG